This is a messenger RNA of Thermothielavioides terrestris NRRL 8126, 1470 nucleotides long. RefSeq lists its product as uncharacterized. The transcript is spliced from 3 exons. Bases 215 to 1240 code for a protein of 341 amino acids. The record is from RefSeq and is a predicted model, not a curated record. Gene Ontology annotation, cellular component: nucleus; chromatin. Gene Ontology annotation, biological process: nucleosome assembly. NCBI's taxonomy places the organism in Eukaryota, Fungi, Ascomycota, Sordariomycetes, Sordariales, Chaetomiaceae. Gene Ontology annotation, molecular function: chromatin binding; histone binding.
AUUUCGUGAACAGGCAGGACCUGGCCAUGUGCGGCGCUAGCUAGCCCACGAGGUGGGCAAUCAAGAAGAUUUUUUUUUUUUUUUCUUUGGCCGUACCAAUACUACAUUACUAUUUUACUUGGUCGCAGCCAUCAAACGCUUCCACGUUCCUAGGUUUCUUUUUGUCCGCCUUACUCAGACGAGCCAUCAUCCGGAAGAUUCAGGAGCAAGAAAAAUGGCAGCCUCGCUGGAAGAGACCACGGUCAGCUACGAGGAGCUGGAGGACCUCGAGCAUGGGUUCGACGAGGUCGAGACCGAGAUCAUCCGCCAGCAGUAUGCCCUCUCCAAGCCGCUCUACGCCAAGCGCGCGGAGCUGGUAGCCAAGAUCCCCAACUUCUGGCCGCUGGUGCUCGAGCAGGCGCCAAUGGACCUGGAUGAGUACAUCCAGCCGUCCGACUCGGCGCUGCUGCUGUCGUCGCUCAAGUCGCUCUCCGUGAGCCGCUUCGAGCUCGACGCGGACGAGAAGAACGGCGACCCGCGCAGCGUCGCCAUCCGCUUUGAGUUCGCCGAGAACGAGCACUUUGAGGACAAGGUGCUGGAGAAGAAGUUCUGGUGGCGCCAGAGCAAGGACGGGUUCGCCGGCCUCGUCAGCGAGCCCGUCGAGAUCAAGUGGAAGGAGGGCAAGGACCUGACGGACGGGCUGCUGGGCCUGGUCAAGGCCGUCUACGACGAGCAGCGCGCGAAGCCCAAGCAGGAGACCAAGGACAAGAAGGCGAAGGUCGAGUUGACCGAGAAGCAGAAGGCGCUCAAGGAGAAGAUCGACAAUACCGGCAUGGGCGGCGUCAGCUUCUUCGCCUGGUUUGGCUACGUCGGCCACUACGUCACCGCCGAGGAGAGCAAGCUGGCCAUCCAGGAGGAGGCGGAGGAGCGGAGGAAGAGGAAGGCUGGCGAGGCGGUGGCUAAGAAGGAGGACGAGGACGAGAAGAUGGAGGACGCCGAUGAGGAGGAUGAAGACGAUGAUGAGGACGACGACCUGGAGAUCUUCCCGGCAGGUGACGAGGUCGCCAUGGCGAUUGCGGAUGAUCUGUGGCCCGGCGCACUGAAGUAUUUCAUCCAAGCUCAGGAGCAAGACUCGCUGAGCGAGCUUGAUUUUGAAUCGGGGGAUGAGGAUGAGGAUGACGAGGAGGACGAGGAGGAGGAGGGCGGCAAUGACAGGCCCCACAAGAAGCACAAGGGCAGCGCCCACAGCUCCAAGCACUGAGCUGGCUCUCUUUGCGAGACGGAUCCUGCCAUGGUCAGCCCUGAGAUACCCUAAAACCCCUGAUGAUUUGGACACAUGAAUUUGGUAUGAGAUAACGGAUAGAUAAAAGUUUUUUGCGUUCUUAACCACCGUCCGCAGCCCGGACACCUACUGUGUACCAAGCUUUGAACCCUGGGCAAGUGUCGCGGUCUUGAACCCGCCUUUAAGUCUUGGCCUCCAGGCACGCAGCC